Messenger RNA from Bactrocera oleae (olive fruit fly), 3829 nucleotides. The record is from RefSeq and is a predicted model, not a curated record. NCBI's taxonomy places the organism in Eukaryota, Metazoa, Arthropoda, Insecta, Diptera, Tephritidae.
GAUGAAUUUGCCGCAAAAAGCUCCAACAUCGCAUGUGUAUGUGGUGUGUAUGUAUGUGUUUGUAAGCACAAAAGUAUCCAUUCGCCGAGCGCGCGGAGUGCACAUUCCGAUGGAGCGACUAGCUUCCACAGCAGCAGCUGUUGGUCGGCGCUGACAGUCUCAGCACAAACGCGACGCGGCAUGGUCGGCAACGGAUGUGAGUAAAUUACCAUAGAGUGGAAUAGUAAUACAUAUGUAAGCAUACUUUUAACGCGUCACUAUCAUAGCGGUCACGGCGUUAGUUUGACCAUUCAAGUCAAGAUUCUUUGAUACAACGACACUUCUAUGUAUGCAUGUAUAUAGUAACGGCAAGCAAUUACCUGAACAUGGAACGAACGGCGCGCGUUUUGAGUGACAGCAGAAUAUAGAGACAAAACAGACGGCGACGUCAACGAGCAUGCAGACGUCGACGGCGACGCUACUAUCAUUAAUCGGUGGAGAUGAUGUGAGCGCAGACACUUGCUGUGCGAAGCGAAUCGAAGAAAAUUUUGUCAAAAAAAGUAACAAAAAACAUAAUUGGGAAAAUCUGUUAGCCGAAACACUCGUACAAUUUUCAAUAAUUCCCAAAAUUCACUGUGAAAAACUCGUUCACGCGUUUUUACUUAAUUAAAAUUUGUUAUAAGAAAAAAAUAAACUAAUAAUAUUAAUAAAUUACAACAAUAAAAGUUUCCAUGAAAAUUUGCAAAAAAUAACAAUUGUUGCGAAUGAAACAAGCAAAAACAAAAAAAAAAAAAAAAGUAGAAAGUGGUGAAUGGUGAAUGUUGCUAAAUGCUUUCGAAUUGGAAGUGGAAAAUAUUGAAAAGCGAAUUGUCAAUAAAAGUACGCGAAAUAAGAGAUACCAAAUUUAUAUAAAAUAAAAAAAAUUACAAAAAAAAAAAAUACAACAGCAAUAACACGUAGCCGUACUAAUACAAAACCCAAAAAUAAAAGCAGAAAAAAUAAAAAUAAACAAUGACACGCCUCACCGAGGAAAUGGUCAUUGCUCGCUCCAAGCAAUCUGAUUUGGGGUCCAUCAAAAAGCUCAAUUGCUGGGGAAGUGAUCUCAGCGAUGUCUCCAUAAUUAAAAGAAUGCGUGGUGUGGAAGUUUUGGCGCUAAGUGUCAACAAAAUAACCACAUUGCAACCAUUCGAAGACUGCCUAAAACUUCAGGAAUUAUAUUUGCGUAAAAACAAUAUACAGGAUAUUAAUGAAAUCGCAUAUCUGCAAAACUUACCGGUGCUCAAGUACUUAUGGUUGGAAGAGAAUCCUUGCUGUGAUCGAGUUGGACCCAGUUAUCGCCAAACAGUGCUACGCGCUUUGCCGAAUCUCAAGAAGUUAGAUAAUGUGGAGGUGACGCAAGAGGAGCUCGAUGAGGCGUUGCGCGCUGGUGGUAGCGGCAGUGGCAGCGGUGGUACACGCGAGGAAGAAGACGUCUAUGAGGAUAGCUAUGCGCAACAACAACCACCGUCACGUUAUGAACAACCAUCGCCUCCACAGCAACAACAACAACAACAACAAGCGCAACAAAAUCACUACCCGCCACAAAGACAACAACAGCAGCAGCAGCAGCAACAACAACAGGCGUCACAAUAUCCACAUCAUCCGUCACCACAACAGUAUCAACAACAACAACGACGCAGUUCCAGUCCAAUGAAAGAGCCCUCGACACAAAAUAGUCCGGCAAAUACUGAGGAAAGCGCCAGCGAGCCAAGCAAAAGCAACGAGGUCUCAAAACCGGCCUCACCCGCACAGGAGCCAGUUGCGCAUACACCCUCACCGAAAUAUAAUUCAUACACGAACGUGAAUCGGUUGUCUUAUCAUCAAUAUGAUCAGCGCUCCCCAGGCUCGGACCAGGAUAGUCCGCAUGUGGGGUAUCGGGAACGUGCGCCCAUACCGCCUAGCAUAUCCACACAAUCGAUGAAGGAAUACUAUCAGUCUGACCGUCCGUCCUAUCCUGCCCAUUAUCGUCACAGCCAAACCGAUCUGACCGAGUGGGAGGAGCAUCAGCAGCACAAUCAAUUUGGUAGCACAGCUGCGCUGCAACAUGUGGGUGGUCCACGUCGCGGUGACGUCAGCGACCGUUAUGCGUAUCGAAAUGGCAGCGCGCGCGAAAAUGGCGGCGAUUGGGAGGAAGCGGAACGGCCGCGACCCAGGCGGCCCGAUGGACGCUACAGUGACUCUGCCAGCACCGUCUCAACAGCUGUACUUAAUCAUUAUUCGGGCUAUCAUAGACGUCCCAUAAAUCGGAGUUCCAAUUUGUUAUCAGCAACGCUGUGUCUCGUCAAGGAGCUGGACUACCCGAGUCUGGAGGUGGUGGAGCAUGCAGUGCGUUGUCGUAUUGAUGAGCUCUCCGCCGAUUGAUGAUGAACGCGCCGCAUGCCAUCCUACUGAGGGAUGCGGCGGCCACAAUGAAGCGCCCUACUAGACACUUGCCAGUGGAACUUCGAAACAAAACAACAACAAAGCAAAAAUGUAAAACAAAAACGAAAGAACUGAAUGGUGUGGACCAUCAAGUUGGCUACGAAGAAAUGAUAAAAGAGACAAGAGCGAUGGACUGUUAAUACUCACGACCUGAUGAUGGGCAUGACACCAUAAAUUGGCCACGAAGAUUAAACUAAUUUAAUAUAUUUCUUGCGAUUAACUAAACUUAAGUAAUUUUACUAAAAUUUUUGGUUUAAUAUUUUCUUUGUUUAACGGUAUUUAACUCGUGCAAAAAUGCAAUGUAAUUAAAGAAAUUUGUUGAUUUCUAACAAAAUUAGUAGUUAUGGUUGAAAUAGCUAACUUUUGAAAAGUGAAGGUGCAAUAAUGAAGAUGUUGGAAUUGUUGAGCGAAAUGGUUAAGAAAUUCGCUGCCGAAAUUUAUGUACAAUAAUGGUUAAAUGUAAACGAAAUAAGGUUUUAGUACGAAAACUGUAGAAAAAGAGAAUAAAAACAAAACAAAAUGCAAUUGAAACAGACUUGCCAAUCAAACACACAGACAUACAAAUAAACUUAAAUAGCAUACAAAUAUAUAACUUUUAUAUAAAUUUAAAUUUUAUUUAAAAUUAAAAUAAUAGAAAAAUUGCCAAUGGAAUUCAACGAACUUUUGAAAACCAACAAAAAAAAAAAUAAUAAUAAUAAAAAUCUGUAUGUAUGUAAACAUAUGUAUGUGUAAUAGUAAAUAUGUAUAAAUAGGCAUUUGCUAAAAGUUGAAUAAAAAACAGAAAUUGUGUGUAUUUUGAUAUUAUACAAUUUAAGCUAAAAUAUUUACAUACAUAUAAUCAAGAAGAAGCAUUUUUCGAGGUGAAAAACUAACAAACAAGGAAAAAGAAAAUAAUUCAAAUAGUUAAUAUUGCAAAAUAUUACAUAUAGACAUAUGUAUAUACGAUAUGUGCAUGAGUUGCAUUAAUUUAUUAUAUGUUGCUUAAAAGUGCUUAGUAUACAAAAGACAUAUGCGUAAACGCUUUGCUGUAUUUUACUGUACUUAAACAAAUUGUUAUUGAACACGCACACAUCACAAAUAUUGAGAAAAGUAUAAUCCCGAUUUUCUUUGAGAUUUACGAAAUCUCUUCGUUAUGCUCUAUUAAGAAGAAGUCUUUUAGUCACAUUUCGUUUCGUUUUGCUUUUCUUUCACAAAAGACAUUACUAAAUUUUAACCAAUUAUUUAAUUUAAGAAAAAUAUUUACUUUAAUGUAACGCUUAUGACCUCUUGCUAACGUCCUUUUUAUGUUUAGAUAUACUAUAACUGAGAAGAUUUUUUGUAAACUAACGGCUUCCGGAGAGAUGUGAAAACGUAAACAAGUAAUAAAAAAUACGAAAAUUUAUUAACAUAA